Closterium sp. Yama58-4 is the source of this 4119-nucleotide messenger RNA. NCBI's taxonomy places the organism in Eukaryota, Viridiplantae, Streptophyta, Zygnematophyceae, Desmidiales, Closteriaceae. The record is from the annotation of a GenBank genome assembly.
AUGGCUCCCGCAACAGGAAUCGCCUGCUCGAACGCAGUGUCGCUACGGCUGGGCUCGUCCGCAGCCGCCUCGUCGUCGUCGUCUUUCUGCACAGGCGAGCCUCGCCAAACCGCUCGCAUCGCGUCACGUAGAAACCGAGGGCAUGGCGGCGCUAGGAAAGGUCGUCUGGUGGCCAUGGCUGGUAGACAAGACGACUCAGGAAGCAAUAAGGACGUGGCGGGAGCGGGGAUGACGUGGGUGAGCCCUGAUUGGCUGACGUCAUUGUUCGAGAAGCUGCGCGGCCCCGACGACUCGGGCAUUCCCGUGGCGGACGCGAAGCUGGACGACGUGAAGGACCUGCUGGGCGGCGCGCUCUUCCUGCCGCUCUUCAAGUGGAUGCUCGAGUCCGGCCCCGUCUACCGGCUGGCGGCGGGGCCACGCAACUUCGUGAUCAUCGGCGAGCCGGAGGCGGCGAAGCACGUGCUGCGGGGGUACGGCGCGACGUAUGCCAAGGGGCUCGUGGCGGAGGUGGCGGAGUUCCUCUUCGGCUCGGGCUUCGCCAUCGCCGAGGGCGACCUCUGGACCGCGCGGCGGCGCGCAGUGGGCCCGUCGCUGCACCGGCGGUACCUGGAGACGAUGGUGGACACGGUGUUUGCGAGCAGCACGCAGCACCUGGUCGACAAGCUGCGGCGCAGUGCGGCGCGCGGCGAGGAGGUGAACAUGGAGGCGAUGUUUUCGCAGCUGACGCUGGACGUGAUCGGGCUGGCCGUGUUCAACUUCCAGUUCGACUCGCUCUCCUCCGACAGCCCGCUCAUCCAGGCCGUCUACACCGCGCUCAAGGAAACCGAAUCGCGCUCCACCGACAUCCUCCCCUACUGGCAGGUGCCAUUGCUGUGCGCGAUAGACCCGCGGCAGCGCAAGGCGGCGGAGGCGGUGAGGGUGAUCCGCGAGACAGUGGAGCAGCUAGUGGCGCAGUGCAAGCGCAUGGUGGAGGCGGAGAACGAGAGGAGGGGCGACGACGAGGAGUACGUCAACGAGAGCGACCCCUCCAUCCUGCGCUUCCUGCUCGCCUCCCGUGAAGAGGUGUCAAGCGUGCAGCUGAGGGACGAUCUGCUGUCCAUGCUGGUGGCGGGCCACGAGACCACCGGCUCCGUGCUCACAUGGACCGUCUACCUCCUCGCCCAGCACCCGGAGAAGAUGGCCAAGGCACAGGAGGAGGCGGAGCGGGUGCUGGCGGGGAAGAGCCACCCGAGCCUGGCGGACACAAGGGAGCUCAAGUACCUCACGCGCUGCAUCAACGAGUCCAUGCGCCUCUACCCCCAUCCCCCGAUUCUCAUCCGGAGGGCGGUGGUGAGCGAUGUGCUGCCAGGGGGGUACAAGGUGCAGCCAGGGCAGGACAUGAUGAUAUCCGUCUACAACAUCCACCACUCGCCGCAGGUGUGGGAGCGUGCGGAUGAGUUUAUGCCGGAGCGGUUUGACCUCGAUGCUCCCGUGCCCAACGAGGUCAACACCGACUACAGGUACAUCCCGUUCAGCGGCGGCCCGCGCAAGUGCAUAGGGGACCAGUUUGCGAUGCUGGAGGCCAUCUGUGCGCUCUCAGUGCUCGUCCGCGAGUUUGACUUCGCUCUCGUGCCCAACCAGGACAUCAGCAUGACCACCGGCGCCACCAUCCACACCAAGAAUGGACUUGGAGUAUAUGCAGAUGCUAAUCUGUUCAUCUCGCGAGGCGCGCACGCCAUGGCGGGCGAGCGAGAGGGCGUGCCGUCGGAUUUGGAGCAGCGGCUGCAGCGCGCGUGGAUGCACGUGCAGCUCAAGACGUGCCGCAUCGUGCAAGAUCAUCCGUGCGGCGCCCACCACGGUGCGCACACACACUCGCACGGCGGCAACACGCGCGGCGGCGCACAGAGCCAGCAGCAGCCGUCGCUACCGCCGCCGCAGCGCACGGCGCGGGAUCUGACGGCGACGCUGCAGCAGCUGUGGGGCAACACGCAGGAGCCGCUCGUUCCGCCCGCUGACCCCCACCAGCCCCAUUGUGAGCCGCGACCUCCGCCGCAGAUUUCCUAUCCCUGCUCCCUUCCGCCCGACACCUCUGGCGCCUCAUCGCAGGGCAAUCGCACAGCCUCGCCCGGGCCGUCCACGAGCUCGUCCUCCUCGCACUCCAAUGGCCUCACGCCACGUCAGCAGCCACAGCCGGCGGCCGUGCCUCUGAACUCCGCGGGCCAGCCCUGCCAGCAGCUCUCCCCCUCCCCCUCCCCCUCCACCUCCACUGGACAGCCCAGCCCCGGCGGCUCCCCCGCGCCGUGCGCCUUCGUGCCAGGGCAGGCGGGCGGCGGCAGCGGGGGCGUGUGGCCGCGGCACGGGCCAAACUCGGUGGCGGAGCAGCUGCGCGAGCUAAGCGCGGCGGAGUGGAUGGCGCGCGUGCAGCAGGUGGAGCCGGUGGCGCUGGGCGCGGAGUACAUGGAGGCGGACUUCUUCCGCGGGCUGGACGAGCUCACCUUCGCCUUCGACGAGAUGGAGUCGCUGCUCCCCCACGACCUCAACCCCGCCUUCCUCUCCGCCCCUCCUGGCGCCUUCCCCGGCGCACCAGGGGACACAGGCGUGGGCAUGGAGAUGGGUGGGGGAAUGGGGAUGGGCGAGGAGGAGCUGCUGGGGAUGACGGUGGACCGCAUGGUGCAAGCUAACCAAGCCAGGGAUGGCGGGCAGGGCGGGGGAGUAGUGGGGACGGGAAGUGCGAGGUCGGGGGACAGCCAGGGGCGCGCGGAUAGCCAAGGGCGCGCGGAGGAACUGAUGGCGCAGAUGCAGCGGGCUGCGCUCAACAGCCCGAACGGCUCCCAGGAGGGGUGGCAGCAGGGGGGGCAGGCGCAGGGGCAGACGAUGCAGCAGACGGCGCAUCAAGUGCAGGCGGCGCAGCAGCAGGGGGAGCAGGCGGGAGGAGGAGCAGGCAGCAGCGGUGGCACGGGGCGGUCGGCGGUGAUUCAGAUGCUUCUCGACAUCGCCAAGGCCAUUGUGUCCGGCGACCACCUCCGCGUGCACGCGUUGGUGGAGCGCCUGACAGCGGUGGCGUCAGUAUACGGGGACGCCACACAGCGUGUGUCCGCCUACUUCCUCGAGGGGCUGCUCGCCCGCGCCUCCGGCACGGCGCCCACGGGCCCCGGCUGCCCCGGCAGUGACGGCGCGGGCGCAGCGGGUGCGCUGGGCAUCUACCGCUCCAUCGACUGCGACGCGCCGCUGCUGCGCGCCUUUGAGGUGCUGGUGAGUGCAUCACCGUACCUGACGUUUGGGCAUGUGGCAUGCAACAGCGCCAUACUGGAGGCCAUACAGGGCGCGCGCAAGGUGCACAUAGUGGACUUCGGGCUGGGCCACGCCGUGCAGUGGCCGCCACUCAUCCAGGCGCUGGCCGUGCUGCCGGGGGGCCCACCGCAUCUGCGCAUAACGGGCAUCGACCGCCCCUUUGUGGCCGGCAUCCACAAGGGCUACUGCCUGCGCCAGGCCGGCCAGCGCCUCCGCAAGGUGGCGCAGAGCUGGGGGGUGCCGUUCACGUUCAACUUCAUCCCCAUCAACCUGCCGGACCUGCAGCCAUCCAUGGUGCGGUGUGAGGCGGACGAGGUGCUGGUGGUGAACUGUGCGCUGCGCCUGCACAACCUCAUGGACGAGUCCGUCACUCCCUCCAACCCGCGCGCUGCUGUGCUGCGCACCAUGCGCGCGCUGGCACCCGCAGUGACAACGCUGGUGGAGCAGAACACGAACCACAACUCGCCCUUCUUCCUCAGCCGCUUCCUCGAGGCGCUGCAUUACUACGCCUCCAUCUUCGACGCGCUCGAUGCCUCCGUGCCCGCGGACUCGUCGGAGCGGCGGCUGUUUGAGCAGCGGGUGCUGGGGCGCGCCAUUGUGAACGUGGUGGCGUGUGAGGGGCAGGACCGCACGGAGCGGCAGGAGCCGCUGGGGCAGUGGGAGCGCCGCGUGCACCGCGCCGGGUUCGUGGGGUACCCCCUCAGCCGUGAGGUCGUGGCCACCGCCACCGCCCUGCUCUCCACGUACAAGGGCCCGUACUCACUGUCGUCCGAGCAACCCAACAGCCUCACUCUCAACUGGAAGGACCAACCGUUGCUUGCCAUGUCAGCGUGGCGGCCCAACAGCUAA